UUUUAGAUCUUUCCCGAAGAAGACGAAGAAGAGACGACGAGAGAAAUGAGGCCGAUGCAGCUAGAUAUGUUGUCGGAGAUGGAUGAUGCAGGUUCUUCAAUGGCCAUGGACGUUGAUGACCUCGAAGCUAUGGAGAUUCUCAACGAAGGAGGACUUGUUUCAGAUAACAAGCUCGCCGACGCCGAUUUCUUCAACAAAUUCGAGGAUGAUUUCGAUGACACCGAUAUUAACUAAAUCCGGUUAAUUUCCUCUUUAAGAUUUCAGUUUUUGUCCUAAUCUUUAUGUAAUUUGUGGAGAAACCUAUGUAAUGACUGUGUGUAAGUCCUGGGAUUUUAAUGUUUGUGUUAUGUAACAUUUGCUUUGGUAUUGAUUUGAUUGUUUUUAGCACAAAUUUAGAAUGUUUUUGCCUUGUUCUGGAAUUGAAGAUGUUUUUGGAGAUUAAAACCUAAUUUCUUUA
Messenger RNA from Arabidopsis arenosa, 457 nucleotides. The record is from the annotation of a GenBank genome assembly. NCBI's taxonomy places the organism in Eukaryota, Viridiplantae, Streptophyta, Magnoliopsida, Brassicales, Brassicaceae.